This is a messenger RNA of Zingiber officinale, 672 nucleotides long. RefSeq lists its product as uncharacterized. The transcript has 3 exons. Lineage: Eukaryota; Viridiplantae; Streptophyta; Magnoliopsida; Zingiberales; Zingiberaceae. The record is from RefSeq and is a predicted model, not a curated record. The coding region runs from base 1 to 672 and encodes 223 amino acids.
AUGAAUACUAUCAUUGUUGCUGUUUCCAAAUUGAAGGGUUGCAUACGACAAAUCGAAGAAUUGAAUCCAAGUGGAGCAUCAGAAGAAGAUAUUAUGAAUCGUAUUGAGAAAUUCAACAGUGACAACAUCAAAGCUGCAUCUACAAGAGUGCAACGACAAACUGCUCAAGCUGAUUAUUCUCAAUCAUAUAAUCUCGAGAAAGAUGUUUAUUCACCUUCAUCUCCACAUGUCUCUUCGUUUAAUCUUAACAUCACUGAUUCAGACAGUGGUGGUACUUCAACUAAACGACCUAUUGGGGUGAAGAAAGCAAAACUGAAGAGAAAGAAUGAACAACAAUUCAGUAAAAUGGUUUCACAGAAUGACGAACUUGUUGCAGCGUUGGAUCGAAGUACCAAUGUUGCUAUGUUCAAGGAAGAGAAUAAAAUUUUAUUCAAAGAUUUGAAUACCAUUGCUGAUCCGAUAAUGCGUGAAUUUAUUCGCGGUGAACAAGUCAGAAUUAUGCAAAAGAGGACUGAAAACGAAAAAUCUCAAUCAAUUCCACAUCAAGGAGAAGGAUCUAGGAUCAAUUCGUCUCAAGAAGAAGAACAAGGAUCUCAAGAUCCUUUGAAUGGUUCUGGUAAAUUUUAUGAUUAUUUCGGUGGUUUAUUAAGAGGUGAUUUUCCAGAAUAUUAA